CAUCCACUAUGAGAAAGAAGAACUGGAGGGACACCGGACCCUGUACGUCGGGGUCCGGAUGCCACGUCAGAGCCACAGACACCACCGGCCCCACGGCUCCAGACACCGAAAGAGAGAGAGGAGGUCUGGGAGUGAAACCACCCCACAGAGCGAGGAGCCAGAGAAGAGCGCCAGUCACGACACUCCGUCCCAGCGAGUGCAGUUCAUCCUGGGCACGGAGGAGGACGCGGAGCACGAGUCCCACGACCUCUUCACGGAGCUGGACGAGAUCUGUGUGCGUGAUGGGAAGGACGCCGAGUGGAAGGAGACGGCACGGUGGCUGAAGUUCGAGGAGGAUGUGGAGGACGGGGGCGAGCGCUGGAGUAAACCCUACGUGGCCACUUUGUCUCUGCACAGUCUGUUUGAGCUGAGGAGCUGCAUCAUCAACGGGAGCGUGCUGCUGGACAUGAGAGCGGACAGCAUAGAGGAGAUCGCCGAUAUGGUGUUGGACCACCAGGAGGCGGCGCAUGAGCUGGAUGAUACUGUGAGGGUCAAAGUUCGCGAGGCUCUGCUGAAGAGACACAAACAUCAGAACGAGAAGAAGAAGAACCUGAUCCCAAUGGUGCGCUCUAUCACCGAAGGAGCACGCAAGCAGUCCGAGCCGCACAUACCAGGCAGCACCAGCGCUCCUCCUCAGCCCACCACCCAGAGCUCAGAACACAAGAACGGCUCUGCUCCAGAUUCUCACCCAGACCUCAGUAAGGUGGAUCUGCACUUCAUGAAGAAGAUCCCUGAGGGUGCAGAGGCAUCUAACGUCCUAGUGGGGGAGCUGGACUUUUUGGAACGUCCCAUUGUGGCGUUUGUUCGUCUGUCUCCAGCUGUACUGCUCACGGGGCUCACUGAAGUGCCCAUCCCAACCAGGUUUCUGUUCAUCCUGUUGGGUCCUGAUGGUAAGGCUCAGCAGUACCAUGAAAUUGGACGCUCCAUGGCGACCAUAAUGACGGACGAGAUCUUCCAUGACGUGGCGUACAAAGCCAAAGACAGGAGUGACUUGUUGGCUGGCAUAGAUGAGUUUUUGGACCAGGUGACAGUGCUGCCCCCUGGAGAGUGGGAUCCGUCCAUACGCAUCGAGCCGCCCAAAAACGUGCCCUCGCAGGAGAAGAGGAAGAUGCCCUCAGUGUCUAAUGGGACAAUGUGUCCAGUGGAGGAAGAGCACGGUGAGCACCAUGGGCCAGAGCUGCAGAGGACUGGGAGGUUGUUUGGAGGUCUGAUCCUGGACAUUAAGAGGAAGGCUCCGUUCUACCUGAGUGACUACAGAGACGGGCUGAGUCUGCAGUGCGUGGCGUCCUUCUUGUUCCUGUACUGCGCCUGUAUGUCCCCCGUCAUCACCUUUGGAGGUCUGCUGGGAGAGGCCACGGAGGGACGCAUCAGUGCCAUAGAGUCACUGCUGGGGGCGUCUAUGACGGGAGUGGCCUACUCACUGUUCGCUGGUCAGCCCCUCACCAUCCUGGGAAGCACCGGGCCCGUCCUGGUCUUUGAAAAGAUCCUCUUCAGAUUCUGCAGGGACUAUGGCUUGUCCUACCUGUCCCUGCGCACCUGUAUCGGUCUGUGGACAGCGUUCCUGUGCUUGUUGCUAGUAGCGACGGAUGCUAGCUCUCUGGUUUGCUACAUCACGCGGUUCACAGAGGAGGCCUUCGCGGCGCUCAUCUGUCUCAUCUUCAUCUAUGAGGCUCUGGAGAAGCUGUUCCACCUCAGAGAGAUCUACCCCUUUAACGCACACAGCGACCUGGACAAGCUAACACUGGCAUACUGCAGAUGUGCGGAGCCCGAUAACCCCAAUAACAAAACUCUGGAGCUGUGGAAUCAGAAUAACAUCACUGCUGCAUUUGUGCCCUGGUCCAACCUCACGGUCAAGGAGUGCCUGGGUCUUCAUGGUCAGUUUGUGGGCAGUGCCUGUGGACAUCAUGGACCCUACACUCCUGAUGUGCUCUUCUGGUCCACCAUAUUGUUCUUCUCCACCUUCUUCAUGUCAGCGUUCCUCAAGCAAUUCAAAACCAGCAGAUACUUUCCAACUAAGGUUCGGUCGAUGAUCAGUGACUUCGCCGUCUUCAUCACGAUCCUCACCAUGGUCGUCCUGGAUUACAUUGUUGGAGUGCCCUCACAGAAGCUCAAAGUGCCCAGUAAUUUUAAGCCGACUCGGGACGAUCGUGGCUGGCUGAUAAACCCGAUCGGGCCGAACCCCUGGUGGACGGCUCUGGCAGCUGCAAUCCCGGCUCUGCUCUGCACCAUCCUCAUCUUCAUGGAUCAGCAGAUCACCGCAGUCAUCAUCAACCGCAAAGAGCACAAGCUACUGAAGGGCUGUGGGUACCAUCUGGACCUCCUGAUGGUGGGGGUGAUGCUGGCCGUGUGCUCCAUCAUGGGUCUGCCCUGGUUCGUCGCCGCCACGGUCCUGUCCAUCACACACGUCAACAGUCUGAAGCUGGAGUCGGAGAGCUCUGCGCCCGGAGAGCAGCCGCGUUUCCUGGGGAUCCGCGAGCAGAGAGUCACCGGCCUCUUCAUCUUCCUCCUCAUGGGCUGCUCCGUGUUCAUGACCGGAGCGCUGCAGUUUAUACCGAUGCCAGUGCUGUACGGAGUCUUCCUCUACAUGGGAGCGUCCUCACUAAAAGGCAUUCAGUUCUUUGACCGUCUGAAGCUGUUUGGGAUGCCGGCCAAACAUCAGCCUGACUUCAUUUACCUGCGUCACGUCCCUUUAAGAAAAGUGCACGUGUUCACGGUGACGCAGCUCACCUGCCUCGUGCUGCUGUGGGUCAUCAAGACGUCGCCGGCCGCUAUCGUCUUCCCCAUGAUGGUUUUGGCCCUGGUGUUCGUGCGUAAACUGUUGGACCUGUGCUUUUCAAAGAGGGAGCUGAGUUACCUCGACGACCUGAUACCCGAAUGGAAGAAGAAAAAUCUGGAUGACGCCUCAAAAAUUAAAGACGAGGAGUCUCAGAUAAUUCUUCCGUCUAAAUCCGAGGACUCGACGACGGUUCAGAUCGCCAUGGAGACGUGUAAACCUGCACAGACACAAAAAGCACACGACCCCAGGUCUGACCCCUCUGACAUUAAUAUCUCAGAUGAAAUGUCUAAAACUACUGUGUGGAAAGCCCUGAACUCCAACCACAAAGACACGCACAGCUCCAAGAAGAACAAAGGUCACUUCAAGAUCACGUAUGAUGAGUAUGAUGAGUAUGAUGAGUAUGAUGAAUAUGAUGAGUAUGAUGUGUAUGAUGAGUAUGAUGAGUAUGAUGAGUAUGAUGUGUAUGAUGAGUAUGAUGUGUAUGAUGAGUAUGAUGAGUAUGAGUAUAAUGAGUAUGAUGAGUAUGAGUAUGAUGUGUAUGAUGAGUAUGAUGUGUAUGAUGAGUAUGAUGAGUAUGAUGUGUAUGAUGAGUAUGAUGUGUAUGAUGAGUAUGAUGAGUAUGAUGAGUAUGAUGUGUAUGAUGAGUAUGAUGAGUAUGAUGUGUAUGAUGAGUAUGAUGAGUAUGAUGAGUAUGAUGAGUAUGAUGUGUAUGAUGUGUAUGAUGAGUAUGAUGUGUAUGAUGAGUAUGAUGAGUAUGAUGAGUAUGAUGUGUAUGAUGUGUAUGAUGUGUAUGAUGAGUAUGAUGAGUAUGAUGAGUAUGAUGAGUAUGAUGUGUAUGAUGAGUAUGAUGUGUAUGAUGAGUAUGAUGAGUAUGAUGUGUAUGAUGUGUAUGAUGAGUAUGAUGAGUAUGAUGUGUAUGAUGAGUAUGAUGUGUAUGAUGUGUAUGAUGUGUAUGAUGAGUAUGAUGUGUAUGAUGAGUAUGAUAAGUAUGAUGAGUAUGAUGUGUAUGAUGAGUAUGAUGAGUAUGAUGUGUAUGAUGAGUAUGAUGAGUAUGAUGUGUAUGAUGAGUAUAAUGAGUAUGAUGAGUAUGAUGAGUAUGAUGUGUAUGAUGUGUAUGAUGUGUAUGAUGAGUAUGAUGAGUAUGAUGAGUAUGAUGAGUAUGAUGUGUAUGAUGAGUAUGAUGAGUAUGAUGUGUAUGAUGAGUAUGAUGAGUAUGAUGUGUAUGAUGAGUAUGAUGAGUAUGAUGUGAAUAUGAUCAUCUUGGACUGA
This is a messenger RNA of Periophthalmus magnuspinnatus, 4084 nucleotides long. Its product is annotated as electroneutral sodium bicarbonate exchanger 1-like. Gene Ontology annotation, molecular function: monoatomic anion transmembrane transporter activity; sodium:bicarbonate symporter activity; solute:inorganic anion antiporter activity. Lineage: Eukaryota; Metazoa; Chordata; Actinopteri; Gobiiformes; Gobiidae. The transcript has 24 exons. The record is from RefSeq and is a predicted model, not a curated record. Gene Ontology annotation, cellular component: plasma membrane. Bases 59 to 4084 code for a protein of 1341 amino acids. Gene Ontology annotation, biological process: monoatomic anion transport; regulation of intracellular pH; bicarbonate transport.